Salvia hispanica is the source of this 1509-nucleotide messenger RNA. RefSeq names its product L-Ala-D/L-amino acid epimerase-like. Gene Ontology annotation, molecular function: racemase and epimerase activity, acting on amino acids and derivatives. Lineage: Eukaryota; Viridiplantae; Streptophyta; Magnoliopsida; Lamiales; Lamiaceae. The record is from RefSeq and is a predicted model, not a curated record.
AAAUGGCUGCAUCUUCUUCUCUCUCACUCUCCUCAAAUCACCAUUGAAAAAUUUGAAGCAAACUGUUUCUGUUCACACUCACUAAAACAGAGGAAAAAAAAUGGUCCCUUCCGCCGCCUUCCUGUCCCUGCAACCGCCGCCUCUCCGCUUCUCCAAGAGCCCCACCGCCUGCAUGGCGGCGGCGCCGGCGUGCCUGGGGUUCAAGAACCUGCUGGAGACGUAUGCGGUGAGCGUUCAGCGCGCGGAGGGGCGCGCGCUGAACGUGCCGCUGCUGGCGUCGGCGCGGCUGGACGGCGUGGAGAAUGUGGCCGUGCGGGUGGAGCUCCGCAACGGCUGCGUCGGGUGGGGGGAGUCGCCGGCGGAGGAUCAGGCCGCGGCCCUGGCCGCGGUGGCCGUGGCUUGCCGGGCUCUGCUUGAGAGCCCUGGCAAGAGCUUGGCCAUUGUUCUUGCUGAGAUUGGUGGGAUGCUUCCUGGCCAUUCUUUUGCUUCUGUCAGAGCAGGGAUCGAGAUGGCAUUGAUCGAUGCAGUUGCAAACAGCAUCGGAGUACCUCUAUGGAGACUGUUCGGUGGAUUCUCAAACGCGAUAACAACAGAUAUAACAAUUCCAAUAGUUUCCCCAACCGAAGCAGCAGAGCUGGCUUCAAAGUAUCGCGUUCAAGGUUUCAAGCAUUUGAAGCUCAAAGUGGGGAAGAACUUGUCUGCUGACAUCGAAGUUCUUAAAGCUAUACGCACAGUCCAUCCCGACUGCUUGUUCAUUUUAGAUGCUAACGAAGGUUAUAGCUCUGAAGAAGCCAUUCAAGUUCUCCAAAAGUUACACGAAAUGGAGGUGACGCCUAUUCUUUUCGAACAACCAGUUCACAGAGAUGACUGGAAAGGCCUUGGUCACGUUAGUCGCGUUGCCAGGACCAAGUAUGGGGUAUCUGUUGCUGCUGAUGAAAGUUGCCGUAGUUUAGAUGAUGUGAAGAAAAUAGUGAAGGAAGACCUUGCACACGUAGUCAACAUCAAGCUCGCCAAAAUGGGAGUGAUUGGGGCUCUCGAGAUCAUUGAUCUAGCAAGGGAUUCCGGAUUGGAUUUGAUGAUCGGUGGUAUGGUCGAAACAAGGCUUGCUAUGGGCUUUGCCGGUCAUUUGGCAGCUGGUCUCGGGUGUUUCAAAUUCAUUGACCUCGACACUCCCCUCUUACUAGCAGAGGAUCCUGUUCUCGGAGGCUAUGAAGUUUGUGGCCCGGUUUACAAGUUCACUAAUACUAGAGGUCAUGGCGGUUUUCUGCAUUGGGACAAUAUUUGCUGAUAAGAUGAUGAAGCUCACUGCUCUGGCCUUGGUUGGAUGGUGGGAUAGUUAUUAGUAAUAUUGUGUUGUUAACUUUAGAAUACAUAAAUAUGUAAUAUGACAUAGUUAAUGUAUGGAAUUUCCAUUUGUGUAGUAGCAGGAAUGGGCUGUGAAUGAUGACGAUGAUCACUGUAGUAACUUUGGCUAUAUAUAUAACUUGAUGAGUUGAGAGUUCGCAUUUA